GAUAGGAAGGUACCUUGGAAAGCCAUUCUCACCAGUCCGCCAGUUUUAUCAGCAACCGUUGUUGCAACAUUCAACGGCUGGACAUUCGUGGUUCUUCUCUCCAUGCUUCCUACUUACAUGAAGGUCAUGCUCGGAUACAGCAUCCAGGCUAAUGCCUUGUUGACGUCUUUGCCGCAUUUGGGACGAGCCUUGUUUUCACUUGUGUACAGCUACGCCGCAGACCACGUGCUUAAACGGAAAUGGUUUUCCGCCUCGUUCGUCAGGAAAUUCUCGACUGCAGUCAUGAGUCUUUCGAGGGGGAUUGGACUCUUCGUCAUCUCAUUCCUGGGUUGUGAUGCGGAAACCACAGUCAUAAUCUUCGUCAUUUCCGGAAUUUUGAAUGGCGCCGCGUCAUCAGCGAUCGGGCCGUGUCUCAUGGAAAUGUCGCCGAAUUUCAUUGGGACGACUUACGGAAUAUUCAACACGGGGUUUGCCGUUUCUGCGAUCGUCGCUCCAGUGAUUUCUGCGUCAAUCAUCAAGGGGAAUCAAACCUUCGACACUUGGGCGACUGUAUUUCAAAUCGCUGCGGCGUUUUCGCUGACUUCCUGCUUGGGCUUCAUGAUAUACGGCUCAGCUGAAGAACAACCUUGGAACAGAUAUGGCGAGACUUCUGCUAAAAUUCAGCCUUCAACAGGGAAUGAAAUCGAGGAAAGCAAAGCAAAUUCCAAUUUGGAUUCCGUCCAGAUCCCAGAAGCGUUCGAAUUCAACACGAAGACAUCAGUUGCCUCGAGAAACUCGAACCAAACCUUCGACACUUGGGCGACUGUAUUUCAAAUCGCUGCGGCGUUUUCGCUGACUUCCUGCUUGGGCUUCAUGAUAUACGGCUCAGCUGAAGAACAACCUUGGAACAGAUAUGGCGAGACUUCUGCUGAAAUUCAGCCUUCAACAGGGAAUGAAAUCGAGGAAAGCAAAAGCUUGUGGACUGAUAAAUUAUUCCAUGCAAUCGCAGUGCUGGACGGAUUGCCGCUCGAUAUCCGGUCUUCUGAAUCGGAAACAAAAGAAGCCCAACAUGGCUCCCAAGACAAUCGAAAUGCACAAAUGAACGUUAUAGAUCAUGAAAAUCAGCAUAAGGAAGUAUCCGAUGAGUGUUUGGACUCCAUACAAUCCAGUGCUCAAAACAUGCCGGGAUAUAGUCGUCGUCCUGUAAGGAUAACCAACCACUCGAAGGCCAUGGACAUGGCGAACACGCAAAACCACGAGGCCACAAAUGAUCCGACGUUUUCUGUUUGCCAAAACUCGAACAAGAUCACUUCUUUGGUUCCCAAAUGGAAGAACAUCUAUGCGAUGAGGUUU
Notodromas monacha is the source of this 1332-nucleotide messenger RNA. NCBI's taxonomy places the organism in Eukaryota, Metazoa, Arthropoda, Ostracoda, Podocopida, Cyprididae. The record is from the annotation of a GenBank genome assembly.